AUGUCCUUCAUAAAAACCUCGUUGAAAAACGCAAGGGACGCGAUCAAAGCCAAAAAUUAUGAAGACGUGAUAAAACAUUGUCAGAAUGUUUUGCAGUAUGAAGCUGAUAAUUAUAAUGCCUAUGUGUUCCUUGGAGUCGCUCAACUGAAUUUGAAUAAGCCAGAUGAAAGUGAAAAGGCUUAUCAAAGAGCCAUUGAGAUCAAUUCUUCUCAACUGCUUGCAUGGCAGGGUCUUGCAAACUUUUAUGAAAAACAGGAAAACUGGGUAAAGCUUGGUGAAACUUGGGUCGAAUUAUUGAAUAGGCAUAAGGAGAAAUCGGAAAGCAAAGAAGCGUUGGAUAUGAUAAACAAGAUCGUAGACUUACAUUUGAAUAAAGAAAAGGUUAAGAAGAAGGCGGUUGAGACUUUGAAGUAUUUAUUGCCAACAAGUCCAUAUUAUAAAUUGAUACAAGACUUGGACAAUUUUCCACCACCAAAGCAAACACUAUUACGUAUAAUAGAAUUGCUAGAGCAGGACGAGUCGGAGACAAUUAAACGUGAAAUCGAAGCAAGAAGAUAUCGACUUAAUGCGGGAACGCUAGCUACUAUUAGAGUUCAGGUUGAAAAUGAAGUUUACGGAAGUUCAGAGUUGGAAGGAUUCUAUGACUCCCUAUUUGAAAUUGUGGAUAAUAGUUCGGAGGCCUCAGAUAUCAACAAAUCUGAGAUUUCGGUGGGAUAUAUCUCACAUCUUCAAAAGAAACUGAACGCCAUUCCCUCAGAAAAUAGACGACGGGUAUUGACCGCGUUGAAUGAGAAAAUUAUCAAACGAGCCGAGCAGCUGGUCGAGCAAAAUGAUACAACUUCAAGUUUGCCAUAUGAAAUACUUAUUGAUAGGACCAAUGCCGUUACACUAGAUGAUUACGAUGAAGAUUUGCUGAAAGGUUAUUGUGAGAAAUUUCCUGAUACUGGCCUGUCAAAAAUAAUUCAGGCGUAUUUCAGGGCAUUGCAAGGAGAUACAUCUGAAGCUCAUGAACUUUAUCAA
Molecule: messenger RNA, 1020 nt
Organism: Acaulospora morrowiae
Lineage: Eukaryota; Fungi; Glomeromycota; Glomeromycetes; Diversisporales; Acaulosporaceae
Source: the annotation of a GenBank genome assembly